This is a messenger RNA of Acipenser ruthenus (sterlet), 3017 nucleotides long. RefSeq lists its product as uncharacterized. Lineage: Eukaryota; Metazoa; Chordata; Actinopteri; Acipenseriformes; Acipenseridae. The record is from RefSeq and is a predicted model, not a curated record. The transcript has 10 exons. Bases 1706 to 2803 code for a protein of 365 amino acids.
GUUUAAUUCCAUAUUUUGUUUAAGGACGAGGAAUUGUCACAACAGAAGAGAUAAAACAAGGAGACUAUGUACUUUAUUACGCGGGAAAAAUGAAGGACGAGUGUUCCUUCGCGGACGACUCUUACGUAUUCGCGUUAAUGUUUGGGAGGAUGACACUAUGGAUUGAUGCUUCUGUGGACGAUGGGAGUUAUGCCAGGCUAAUUAACGAUAAUCAUCAAUCCCCAAAUUUAGUUGUCAAACUUGUUAAUGUGGAUGGGGUGCCUUAUGCUGCAUUCUUUGUGGCAAGAAAUAUUGAAAAAGGGGAAGAAAUUGAAUACAAUUAUGGUGGACCCAGUCACCAGUAUUGGUGGAGAAAGCAAAACCCUUCUGAAAGUUAUGCAACAGUUUUAGCGGACGAGCAGUCAGCUCAAUCAGAAUCUGUAGAAAAUGGCAUAAUCUCUGAAACUUCCCAAGUCGAUCUCAGAAGACACAGCAGUUCUCAACAAAAAUCUGUUGUUGCGAGUGAUUGUGAGUUUGAGGACUACCUUAGCAGUGGUUCCUCUUAUGUGCCCGAUACUGAUCCAGAGAUGGAGGAAUCAGAUGAUGACUGUUUUAUUCCAUUGAUCAAGAGAACACUGCAAAAGGAAAAACUACACAUGCAGAAAUGCUCAGAUGUUACUGAGCCAAGUCCCUCAACUGCAAGAUUUGAAGAAAUACACAGCAAUUUGUCAAGUCAGUUGUACCACUUCACUAAAUAUUCAGCAAACAUAAACAAAAAUAGUGAAGGUUCAUGCAACAAAAAAAUGCAAACAAGAAGAAUGAUUCUGUCAGUUUUACCACUGAUGGUGAAGCUUUCUUGAAUCAACCAUCAGUUGAUAAGACCCAAGCUAAAAAAGGGAAAAAACCAAAGAGGCCAUGUCCCUUUUGUGAAUCUUUUCAGUCAAAGCUAACAAGACAUCUACAAAAAAAAAAACAUCUAAAUGAAAAAAAAGUAUCAGCUGCUCUCAAGUUACCAAAACCAGAAAAAGAUAGAGCCUUUGAUUGCUUGAAAAAAGAGGGCAUUUUUAAAUUCAACAAAAGUCAAAUGAAACAAGGUGGUGCAAAAUAUAUUCGAGAGAGAGAGCAGGGGAAUUCUGACUUGAUAAUGUGUGGCCAAUGCAAAGGUCUUUUUGCUCGUGAGUAUUUUCACCGCCAUAAAGAGAGGUGUAAUGAAGGGGAAAGUGAAAAGAGUGGUGCGGUUUCAAUACCAUUGUCAUUGAUUUCAACUGCAAAAGAAGAACAAAGUUUUAGAGAUUGCAUUUUAUCAAGAUUUCAAAAUGAUGAGGUUGGUGAGAUCUGCAGGAAUGAUGUCAUGAUAAAAACAGUUGGAAGAAAGCAAUACGAAAAAAUCCACAGAAAAAAAGAUAAAAAAACUGAAGUAAGAAGAUAUACCAUGAGUGUUAUGAGAAGACUUGGGAACUUAUAUAUUGCCUUCAAAAACAUCGCUCACCAAGAGGGAAAGCAAGUAAGCUCUUCUGAAUGUAUGUUACAGAGAUCCUAUUUUCCAAUUUUAGAACAGGCAAUUGCAGAACUCACUCUGAAUGAAGACGAUGGAAUUAAGUCUGGCCUAAAACUCAGUAUAGGUUAUCUGUUGAAAACAGCUGCCAAAAUCAUGAAAGCCACGUACCUUAUUGAAGAUCAAGAUUAGAAAGCUGAAGGAAUUGAUAAAUUUGUGUCAAUACUAAAUAUGAGAUGGCCUUCUGUAUUUGGUGAUGCUGAAUAUGCAGUUGUGAAAAGCAGACAAGAAAAGCUUAGAAAACCUGCUCAAUUGCCAUUUGAAUCUAACAUUGAGAGGGUUGGAAAAUACACAGUACAGAAAACGAAGUCUCUUUUAAAUGAAGAGUACUUAAUGUGGGGAGAAAGCGAGUAUAAGGAACUUCGUGAUCUUGUAGUUUCCAGACUUACUCAAUUCAAUGAACGCAGAGGAGGUGAGCCCAGUAGAAUGUUGCUUACAGAAUGGAAAGAUGCAGAAUCUGGAGUGUGGAUUGAUGAAAAUGCGGCUGAAAACAUUUCAAAUCCAGUUGAAAAGGCUCUACUGGGGAAGUACAAAAUAGCAUUCCAGGCAGGAAAAGGGACGAAACACUUGGUUCCUGUACUUAUUCCAAAUGACUGCCUUGAAGCUCUUAGAAAACUAAGUAAUUCUGACAUACGAAAAGAGGCUGGUGUAAACCCAUUAAACCAGUUCCUCUUUCCAUACACACGAAAAUCAGAGGACCAUGUAAGUGGAUGGCAUGCUGUAAAUGAGAUCUGCAAGGCUGCAAAAAUAAGUAAUAAAAUAACAGCAACAAAAAUGCGCCAUAGAGCCUCUACAAUUUACUCAAGUCUUGAAGUCCCAGAAGGAGAGAGGGAGAUAUUUUACCGCCACAUGGGUCACUCACGGGAUAUGAACCAGCAUGUUUACCAACAAUGUCCAAUGGCUGUAGCUGCAAUUACCAAAGUUGGUAAAUACUUUGAUAACCUAGAGAACAAACCACGAAAAAUGAAAAGCCAAGAACCACACAGACUUUUAAAUGAGAAAAGUGGAACCAGUACUGAUGAAGCAGGGGAUUCAGAAAGAACAGAUGUAGUUAAUUUUCGCACUAAGCCAGGGCGUAGCUACGUACAAUGGAAACAAGAUGAAACUACAUUAGUGAAAUCUCAUUUUAAGGAGUGGGUGGAGGAUGACACAAAAUCAGAUGCCAAGGGUUCUUUACCAGGUGUCAGUAUCUCAGCUGGAGACUGUGCCACUGAAUCUCCAAGACUUCUCUCUGAAAUACAGUUCAAUAAAUCCAUGUUAAAGAUAUAGAAUAUGUGUGUGCUCCUAUGUGAAUAAUGCAAGUAUUUGAAUUGAACCCAAGCCCUGCAUACACACCUAUCAGAAUCAUCAGAAGAGCUGUAGUGAGAACACUGCGCUGCUGAUUUCCUUGCUCCAUGCUCGGUGCCUGUGUGAGUGCAGAAUGAGGAGAGCUCAAGAACUGCAGUGUGGGAAGAUGAGACAGAAGCUGCACACGUGACCGAUG